GUCAUUAGUUCUUCGUUCUGUUUACAGGAAAGCAACAAGCAUUCAGCUCACUCUCUGUAAAUGUUCGACAGUCAUUUUAGGUUCGUUUUGUCCAACAUUUCGGAAUGGCGACCUGCAGCAACAACGCGACAAGCCCUGAGGAACCCAAGAUCCAGUUCCGAGGGCUCAAGAACAGGGGCCAGAUGUGCUACAUCCAUGUGAUCUUGCAGUCUUUGAACGUGUGCCUUAUCCGCGGCAUUGUAAUGCUUCAGUCAACAGAGGGCAGCCCGGAUAAACCAGUCAUCAACGCACUGGCGGAGUUUUUCACAUGGUCGAGUGGAGAACCAACAGUAGCCAAAAAGGAGGAUCUUGGCACUUGGGAGGGCGUGAGAGUUAAACGAGCAAAGCCCAAGAAGGUCAAAGGCCCUCAAGUGCCGAUUGGUACUCCGUUCGAACCAUGCCAGUUCUACGAGAUCAUGCCAAUCGUGAACCCAUAUUUAUCAGUAUACGGGGAGCAGGAAGAUGCCGAGGAAUUCCUCUCUUCCUUGCUCAAUAAAUUACACGAUGAGGCAAAAUGGGGUGAAUUUGUAGCAACGGCACCAUCGCCGAUUCAACACCUGGUUUUCGGCGAGCUCAAGAACACUAUCACCGACAGGAAGGGCGUCGUGGUCUCCGUCACCGAAGAAAGAUUUGUCACGCUUCCGCUAGGUGUCGACGACAUCCGCAUCCAGACUAUUCAGGAUGCAUUCGACGUCUUAGCAAGUGCCGUGGAACUGGAAGAAUAUGCUGAAGGAGCGGUUAGGAAGACCACGUUCACGCGGCUUCCCACCCUCCUCAUGGUUCACUUGAAACGAUUCACGUUCGAUUCAACACGCGGUUUAGAGAAAAUACACAAGCGCGUGAAGUUCGGAUUCAAGUUGACCCUGCAACGAUCCAUGAUUGAGCCAUCUCCACUUGUGUCGCCGGAGUACGAGCUUAUUUCGGUCAUCUAUCACCACGGCGCCACAGGAGACAGUGGUCAUUACUCCAACGACUCCAAAGAUCCCACCACUGGAAAAUGGAUUCGCUUCGACGACGCAGUGGUGAAGGCCCUAGACGCCACUCAGGUCACCAAUUAUCCGGCGGGGAAGACCCCCUACGUCUUGUUCUAUAGUCGAGUCUAGGAGUAAUGUGUACACUCCCUUUGUUUAGACUCCACACAUCUAGUUAUAGGACUGAAUAGGAUAUCUUGGUUUAGAACUGUCUAGACUAUAUCUAGUUUUAGGACUAAAGUGGUAUGACGUCUUGUUUUAUCCACGCAUGUAGGAGUAAUGUGAAGACUCCUUCCGUUUCGUUACUUUUAGAAAUUUUGUGACUCACUAUCUCGUUCAUUCCACUAGUGAUGUCUUAUCUAAAAUAAAAAUCAUUUUUUUGUCUUUA
Molecule: messenger RNA, 1398 nt
Organism: Sycon ciliatum
Lineage: Eukaryota; Metazoa; Porifera; Calcarea; Leucosolenida; Sycettidae
Product: ubiquitin carboxyl-terminal hydrolase 10-A-like
Exons: 6
Coding region: 105-1142 (345 amino acids)
Biological process (GO): protein deubiquitination
Cellular component (GO): nucleus; cytosol
Molecular function (GO): cysteine-type deubiquitinase activity
Source: RefSeq, a predicted model, not a curated record